CGGGGCACGCUCAGCGUUCCCCAAUUGAAAUCGAGCGGCGUCGGCCGGCGGCCGGCGGCGGCGAUGGAGGUGGGCGACCUGCGCAAGGUAUGGGAGAUCCGCGCCCUCAAGAGAAAGCCCGACGAGCCCUCCGCUCGCGCCAUCCUCGACCGCAUCGCCAAGCAGGUCCAGCCCAUCAUGCGCCGCCGCAAGUGGCGCGUCAAGGUCCUCUCCGAGUUCUCGCCGAAGAACCCCAGGCUGCUGGGUCUCAACGUCAACAGGGGCGUCGAGGUGAAGCUGCGGCUGCGGCCCAACGGCCGUGACCACGAAUUCAUACCCUACGAGAGGGUGCUCGACACCAUGCUCCACGAGCUCGCCCACAUCGCGCGCGGCCCUCACGAUGCGCAGUUUUACAAGCUAUGGGACGAACUCCGCAAGGAAUGUGAAGAACUUGUUUCAAAGGGUAUCACUGGGCCAGGACAAGGGUUUGAUGGUGCAGGCAGGCGAUUAGGUGGGUUUUCUAUACAUCCACCUCCACCGUCUCUCCGGCAAGCUACACUAAGUGCAGCACAGAAACGGGCAAGGAAUGGAGCUCUAUUGCCAUCUGGUCCAAGAAAGCUGGGUGGAAAUAAUGAUAUCAUGAGUGCGUUGAGUCCAGUACAAGCUGCUGCUAUGGCUGCUGAAAGAAGAAUGCAAGAUGACUUGUGGUGUGGAUCGCAUGACCAAUCUGGCAUUGAUGAUUCAGAAGAUGUUGCUAUUCUUGAGCAAGCACCUAACCUCACAGCAAGGGAUAGAAAACACACGAAAGCCGGAAAAAACACAAAGGUUGUGUUUUCGAGCAGUUCUGCAGAGUGCAGCACUUCAUCUGGACCUCAAGUUGCAGCACCAGGGGAUUCCUCUUCUUGUAGGACUACUGAUGCGGCCAUCAGUUCUCUGUGGGAGUGUAGUGCUUGCACUCUUCUAAAUCAGCCUCUGGCACCAAUAUGUGAAGUUUGUGGGACAGCGAAACCUAAAAUUGCAAAAGCCAAGUACACAACUUGGUCCUGUAAAUUCUGUACUCUAGAGAACAGCGUUGAGCUUCAGAAAUGUUUGGCAUGUGAUCAAUGGAGAUACUCAUAUGGACCACCUGUAGCCACAUAUGGUCCAAGCUAUGAUUGACAUUCAGUGAAAGCUACAAUAAUGGAUCACGCUUUUGCUCAGGCACCUGCUGCAAUGUCUAUAAAUUGUCUUAUUAGCAGCUGUUACUUAUGUUACCACUGCAUGUCAAGUCUACUGAGUUGCAGAAAAGAACAUCAAGCUUUAGCUUGGUACUCCAUCCAUGUAUCCAAGACCUAUUAAUGCAAGAUCAGUAUGACUUGUAAACCUGGAUGGAGGAAGUAGCCUUACUACAAUCUAGAGUAUUCUGUUUGCGGGGCUCCCAAUUUCUUUUUGGGAGCAUUGAUUCAUGGGCAGUGGGUAGUUUGUCACCAUGUAUGUUUUGGCAUCUUUCACUUGUCUAACUGGCUUUUGUGCAAGAAUGCCGCCAUA
Messenger RNA from Lolium perenne, 1506 nucleotides. RefSeq names its product DNA-dependent metalloprotease WSS1. The record is from RefSeq and is a predicted model, not a curated record. Lineage: Eukaryota; Viridiplantae; Streptophyta; Magnoliopsida; Poales; Poaceae. Gene Ontology annotation, cellular component: nucleus. Gene Ontology annotation, biological process: DNA repair. Gene Ontology annotation, molecular function: metallopeptidase activity.